GCGCGGAUUUGGUGCGAUUUUGAUUUAAAAUUCACAACAACCCUACAAUCGUCCAUGGCAGAUUCCCAAUUUGUUGGAAUGUUUGCAAUAAAUUUACAAUAAUGUAACAUUUUUGAGUCACUGUUAUGAAUUUUCACUCGUGAAUAAUAAGAGUGAUCAAUUCUAACACAUACGAACAUUUGGUGGCCUGACAUUUCACCUUGAAAUCGACCAACGAGCUCGCCAAACCGACACUAUGUGUGUUUGUUAGAAAUAUAAUUUCAGGUCGUGUAAGUUCGUUGAUCAGGUACUAACUGUCUAAGAAAUGGUAGCAAUCCAUAAGACAAAGAGAGCGGAAACCAGUUAGACGACUCAUCGUCGUCGUGUUGGUUUCUUCCGGGAAAAUUCUAGUUUCAGUCUCGAUGGUUCAAAAGAAAAAAGUUUCACUAAUCAGCAGUGGUGGUUGCUGCCAUUAUGCUUACCGUCGUCAUUCUCGACGCAAGUGGUGACCAAGCAGACAAGAUGAAGCGAUCCGGUCGUGGUCGCACGGAGUACUAUAUCAAACGGCAUGGAAUUACGGUCGAGCGUUAUAACGUCACCACAGAUGAUGGCUAUCAGUUGAGAAUAUUCCGUCUGCUGCCGAAAGUGGCGACUCGAGGAGUUGCCCUGCUACAGCACGGAAUCCGGCAAUCCUCAGCAAAUUGGUUGGCGCUGAAUCGGAACCUUCCUCUGCAGCUACUGGACGAGGGUAUAGAAGUAUGGCUCGCAAACACUCGGGCGUCCACGGAAGGUUCGACUCACAUCAGUCUGAGUAGUUCGUCGGCCGAAUUCUGGGACUUUAGCUUCCACGAAUUUGGCUACUUCGAUCUGCCUGCCAUUGUGGAUACCAUUUUGGUCAUAUCGCGUUGGAAGCGAAUCCACGUGAUUGCCUUCUCUCAAGGUGCGGCUGCUGUCCUGAUUUUCCUAACCAAGCGGCCCAUGUAUAGCAAGAUGAUUGCAUCACUAAAUCUGCUGGCUCCGGCCGUCAUCAUGGCCAAUAGUCGGUGGACCAUGCUGGCUGUACUCUACAUCACCUUCAAACCCAUUCUUCCAUGGAGUCUCCAACGAUUCGUUACCGGAAGCGAUGAAUUUUAUGGAAACUCCCAGAAGGAGCUGGUACACUUUCAACUACUGAUGCUUAGUGGUCGAUUUUUGGCGUUCGAUUACGGACCGAAAGCCAAUCUGGAACUGUACGGUAGUUCGGAUCCUCCAGAAUACCCGCUUGGUAAGGUCAGUUGCCCGGUGACUCUGCACUACGGUGGUGUGGAUCGAACCGUACAUCCAAAAGACGUGAAACGUCUCAGUACGCUAUUUUCCGGCAGUGCCAGUGUUGACAUGUUCCGGUACAACCGAAUGGAUCAUCUGGACUUUUUGAUCCGGCAGGAAGCCUCUAGUGAAGUGUAUCCUUCAGUUGUCUAUGCAGUGGUGAAGCAGCUGUAGGUUGUGGAAGUGAUAUUGAUGUCAUAGUAGUUUAAGGAUUUCGUAAAUCGUAAAACACGUAUUAUUAGCGAUAAUUAGAAGGAGAGGAAAAGUCUUGAUGAAAGCUCAAAACGUAGGACGUUUGUGCAGUAAGGAGAGUCUGAUGUGUUUCGAUUAUGGAGAUCGAAGAUGAAGUAGUCAAAAACGAAAGUUCGAUAAUCAAAAUUUCAUCAAAAGCCAUUGUUUUAUUUAACUGAGUACCUGUUGGGUCUGGCCCUUCUAGAUUACAACCCAAUUCAAUUGUAAAAAUUAAACUUUAUAAAUCAAUAAAUGAAUUUGAAUUGCAUUAUUCCGUCAGUUCGUACAAAAGCAUAAAAAAGACAGGUCUUGACAUUCCGGUAACAAAAUAACAUCUUCUCGAUGUUGCAAGUUAUGCAAGUUAUUAUGUAAUUUUAUCAUCGCUAAUAAAUGAACUUAAAUUCAAACAACCUUAACAAUAAUUCCUGAUUUACGUGCAUAAAUGCAUGUCGCGCUGGUCUUGUCUGCGUCUUUGUGUGAGAAUGUUCUGCCGCUGGCAGAAACCAGUUCAGAAAUGUCAAUUUUUUC
Ochlerotatus camptorhynchus is the source of this 2043-nucleotide messenger RNA. RefSeq names its product lipase 1-like. Gene Ontology annotation, biological process: lipid metabolic process. NCBI's taxonomy places the organism in Eukaryota, Metazoa, Arthropoda, Insecta, Diptera, Culicidae. The record is from RefSeq and is a predicted model, not a curated record. Bases 454 to 1458 code for a protein of 334 amino acids. The transcript is spliced from 2 exons.